Melanotaenia boesemani (Boeseman's rainbowfish) is the source of this 1059-nucleotide messenger RNA. Its product is annotated as green-sensitive opsin-like. Gene Ontology annotation, cellular component: membrane; photoreceptor outer segment. The transcript is spliced from 5 exons. Gene Ontology annotation, biological process: G protein-coupled receptor signaling pathway; visual perception; phototransduction. NCBI's taxonomy places the organism in Eukaryota, Metazoa, Chordata, Actinopteri, Atheriniformes, Melanotaeniidae. The record is from RefSeq and is a predicted model, not a curated record. Gene Ontology annotation, molecular function: G protein-coupled receptor activity. The coding region runs from base 1 to 1059 and encodes 352 amino acids.
AUGGGUUGGGAUGGAGGAAUGGAGUCCAAUGGCACGGAGGGCCAGAACUUCUACAUCCCCAUGUCCAACAGGACUGGGCUUGUGAGAAGUCCAUUUGAAUACCCUCAAUUCUACAUGGUAGACUCAAUCAUGUACAAGGUUCUAGCUUUCUACAUGUUCUUCCUGAUCUGCACUGGAACUCCCAUCAACGGCCUGACGCUGUUUGUAACAUUUACAAACAAAAAGCUUCAGCAGCCUCUCAACUUCAUCCUGGUGAACCUGGCUGUGGCUGGACUCAUCAUGUGCUGCUUUGGAUUCACCAUUACCAUCACAUCUUCUUUUUUUGGCUACUUCGUCCUAGGACCCACCUUCUGCGCUAUUGAGGGAUUCAUGGCAACACUUGGAGGUCAGGUUGCUCUCUGGUCCCUGGUUGUCCUGGCUGUUGAGAGAUACAUUGUUGUCUGCAAACCCAUGGGAAGCUUCAAAUUCACUGGAACUCAUGCUGGAAUAGGAGUCCUUUUCACCUGGGUAAUGGCUCUUGCUUGUGCUGUUCCUCCACUUUUCGGCUGGUCCAGGUACAUUCCUGAAGGCAUGCAGUGCUCCUGCGGACCUGACUACUACACUCUGGCUCCAGGAUUCAACAAUGAAUCAUACGUCAUGUACAUGUUCAGCUGUCACUUCUGUGUACCUGUCUUCCUCAUUUUCUUUACUUAUGGAAGCCUUGUGAUGACAGUCAAAGCUGCAGCAGCCCAGCAGCAGGAUUCAGCGUCUACCCAGAAAGCUGAGAAGGAAGUAACACGUAUGUGUGUCUUGAUGGUCUUUGGCUUCUUGGUCGCUUGGGUUCCAUAUGCUUCCUUUGCUGCUUGGAUCUUUAUGAACAAAGGAGCUGCCUUCACUGCCCUGACUGCUUCCAUCCCUGCUUUCUUUGCCAAGAGCUCAGCACUGUACAACGCUGUCAUCUAUGUGCUGUUGAACAAACAGUUCCGUAACUGCAUGCUGAGCACUAUUGGCAUGGGUGGUGCUGUGGAUGAUGAGACCUCAGUUUCAACAAGCAAGACAGAGGUCUCCACUGCUGCUUAA